Molecule: messenger RNA, 996 nt
Organism: Acanthochromis polyacanthus (spiny chromis)
Lineage: Eukaryota; Metazoa; Chordata; Actinopteri; Pomacentridae
Product: IgGFc-binding protein-like
Exons: 3
Coding region: 75-689 (204 amino acids)
Source: RefSeq, a predicted model, not a curated record
AGAUUGGAGAGACUGUUAUAACUGAUAACUGUCAGAGGAUUAGCACCUGCCAGGCCUCUGGAGUGGUAGUAUCCAUGAACAUGACAUGCAACCCCGACGAAAUCUGCCAGGUGAGGAACGGUGUGAUGGGCUGCUACCUCCAGCAGUGCUCUCUGACCACCAAUGGCACCCUCUCCACAUUCAGCGGUGAAUAUGGCACCAUAGCAGCGCCGGGAGGCUAUGAGUUGGUCCAGAACUGCAACCAGUCAUCAUCAGAUUGGUUCAGGGUGGUGAUCAGCUUGCAGCACUGCAAUCCUACUUUCAACACGUUAAUGGCUGUCUACGUGUUCUUCAACAACAUGAUGAUCGCUGUCACCAGCAAACACGGCGUCUGGGUAGAUGGAAGGGAAAUGACUCAGACCACCUUCUCCCAGAACAACGUGCUGAUUGAGGUUUCUGAUGGUACGGUGAGAAUCAACAGCUCCUCCAGCAUCCAGCUGUCCUUCACUCCGGCUAAUGAGCUCAUCAUGACGGUCAGCGAUGAGGUAGCGGACACGAUAUGUGGAGGAUGUGGGAAGCUUGAGUCUUUCACCACAGCAAGAGCAGAUCUGAGGCAGAAACUGCUCGUAAAACUUCACGAGAUUCCGAUUUCCUUGUCAGCUCUGGACAUCAGUCAAUGGACAGAUCCUGCUUUCCCCCUGUGUGAGUGAACUCCAUUCUCCUGCCAACUAUUUAUCAACUGCUCUGAUCAACAUCCUUCCUUCAUCAUCCCUGAAAUGACAGCAUCUUCGAUUCAUAAAAUCUUUUGAUAUAUGUCUUUAUGUACAUAUUCACGUCCACGAACAAGAAUACCACAUUCAUGUCAAAGCUAAAGCACAAUUCCAAGCUACGAUAAUUUCAAAAUCUAUAUUUGCGUAUAGUUUGCUUCUAUAAUAUCAAUUUUCCUGAUGUUUUGCCCUCUAAUAACAAUGAUAUUUACUAUGAUGUAAGCUUAAUAAACUCUUUGUCUGCGCUUCA